Molecule: messenger RNA, 797 nt
Organism: Pleuronectes platessa (European plaice)
Lineage: Eukaryota; Metazoa; Chordata; Actinopteri; Pleuronectiformes; Pleuronectidae
Gene: fgf17
Product: fibroblast growth factor 17
Exons: 5
Coding region: 1-645 (214 amino acids)
Biological process (GO): fibroblast growth factor receptor signaling pathway; positive regulation of protein phosphorylation; regulation of cell migration
Cellular component (GO): cytoplasm
Molecular function (GO): type 1 fibroblast growth factor receptor binding; growth factor activity; type 2 fibroblast growth factor receptor binding
Source: RefSeq, a predicted model, not a curated record
AUGUAUGGAAUAAACCAGCGCUGUAUUUACAUAUCAUUUCACUUUUUCGUGCUGUGGUGCCAUGCUCAGGGGGAGAAUCACCCGUCUCCUAAUUUUAAGCAGUAUGUGAGGACGCAGGGCGCAGUGACGGACCAGCUGAGCCGCAGACAGAUCAGGGUGUACCAGCUCUACAGCCGCACCAGCGGGAAACACGUCCAGAUUCAGGGCAAACGGGUCACCGCUACCGCUGAGGAUGGAAACAUGUACGCUCGCCUGUUUGUUGAGACGGACACGUUUGGCAGUCGCGUGAGGAUAAGAGGAGCAGAAAGUGGGCGCUACCUCUGCAUGAACCGGAAGGGUAAACUUGUUGGAAAGCCCAAUGGUCGGAGCAGGGAUUGUAUCUUCACAGAGAUAGUGCUGGAGAACAAUUACACGGCGUUCCAGAAUGCCAAGUAUGAGGGCUGGUAUGUGGCCUUCACCAGGAAAGGGAGGCCCAUCAAAGCCUCCAGGACGAGGCAGAACCAGAGAGAGGUCCAUUUCAUCAAGAGGCUACACACGGGCCCCCCUCCCUUCCCCAACACGAACCAAAGCAAACACUUUGAGUUCAUCCGAUUUCCGUCCACACGUCGAGCGAAGCGGAACAGGAAAUCACAUACCUCUUCUUAACACGCAGCAAAAGACAUGGACUGAUACCAGCUGUGAAAUAGGAAGAAACAGAUGCAAUUUUAUUUUUGUAUAUUUUUGAUAGGUAAGCAAUGGUGAAAAUGCCAUAAAUGUAGAGUAAUAUUGCUGUAAAAUGGUCACGUGUAAAUACUGAA